AUGCCAGACAAUAUUCUGGAACAGGCUCCGCCCACUUCUGAAGCAUCGUCCUCUUCUCAGAUGGCUUAUCAGAUGACUCCGCCCACUCAGAUGACUCCGCCCACUCAGAUGACUCCGCCCACUCGGAUGGCUCCGCCCACUUUCUACAGUAACGACCCGAAUUAUCCGAAUAUUCCAAUAAUGCCAAUUAGCGAUAGGUAUGAUGAGAGAAUUGAUGAGCCCACGAUUUACGUGUACCCGGAAAAUGGGGCGGAGCUUCAGGAGGAGCAGAACUACAGUAACCCACCAGAAACAUAUUAUGAUCUACACACCGCCGGAAAUAGUCAAAUCUUGCCGGUAGAUCAUAAAAACUACAGUACUCCUACCGUACUCUCAAUGGGCGGUCCGAUUAAUGGUGGUGGGGGUGUGUAUUGGCGUCAAGCAUAUGAUGAUGAUGAUAUUGGAGACAUGGGACACGAUUUGAAUUUUGAUGGAGAUCAAAUUGAGACGGUAGAUCACACGCCACGCCCACUCGAAGCUUCUGAGCCAAGAAAUUGGCAGCCAAAUUCGUCUCAACAAGCUGAAAAGCAAGAAAAUGUCUAUCAAAAUCAAUAUAAUGAUACAAACUACAUGGAUCAUCAGAAUAUGGAUUACGAUGUGCCAAUUGGAGAAGAGAAUAUCGAUCCGGUGGUAGAUCACAAGGUUAAGCCACGCCCACAAAAAGUUUCUAAACCAAGAAAUCGGAAGCCAAGAAGAAAAUCUACAGUACCAUCGACUUAUUACCACCAGGACUCGAAUCAGCCAAGUACUUCGGGGACAACCCCUUCAUACAGUAAUCCUGCAUACAGUAAUCCUUCUAAAUCCUCCGACUAUCUCGAUACGAGACGUCUCUGCAGUGAAAUUUCGUUCGAAUUGAAAAUGUGUGGAAUUUCUCAAUCGAAAUUCGCUAAACGGGUGUUAAAACGUACUCAGGGAACACUUUCGGACACUUUGAAGAAACCGAAACCAUGGGAAGAUCUCAAAGAAGUCGGAAAACAGAUAUACAUCCAAAUGGCAGAGUGGAUGAGUCUCCCGUUGGAUGAGAAAAUGGCCAAGGUGGAAGAAGAAGGGGCGGAGCUUGUCAAUGAGAAGACUGACUCCACCGAAAAAUCAUCCGAUGCCACUACUAAACCGAUCAAAAAGAGAUUCCAAUUCAGUCAACACCAAAAGGAGACAUUGGAGGCAAUUUUCAAACUUGAAAGACGUCCGGAUCAAAGAAUUAUGGCAGUCACUGCAGAGAAGUUGAAUUUGGAUUUCAUUCAAGUUCACACUUAUUUUAUGAAUGCAAGAAGACGCAGUCGGUUUGCUGAUAACCAGAGAGUCGAGGAGAUGGAGAUGGAGUAA
Caenorhabditis remanei is the source of this 1362-nucleotide messenger RNA. RefSeq lists its product as uncharacterized. Gene Ontology annotation, molecular function: RNA polymerase II cis-regulatory region sequence-specific DNA binding; DNA-binding transcription factor activity, RNA polymerase II-specific. The record is from RefSeq and is a predicted model, not a curated record. Gene Ontology annotation, biological process: regulation of transcription by RNA polymerase II. The transcript is spliced from 4 exons. The coding region runs from base 1 to 1362 and encodes 453 amino acids. Gene Ontology annotation, cellular component: nucleus. NCBI's taxonomy places the organism in Eukaryota, Metazoa, Nematoda, Chromadorea, Rhabditida, Rhabditidae.